UGUCAGGUAUAAUUAGCAAUCGAUAUGGAAAACGUUUCCUGCAAAGCCACGUCUCUGACGUCACAACCGAUUAAGGUUUCUUAUUGGUCCCAAAUUCCCCAAGCCUGAGCUAAUUAUUGGAAGCUUGAUGUUGAUAAAGUAAUGCUCAUCCUGUGCUGGUGGCAUGUCCCCUCCUCACUGGUCACUGCAUGCUUACUAGGGUCCCACCACCACCAGCAGCAGCAGCAGCAGCAGCCCUUCAGCUGUGGCAGCUCUAUCCAGGGAGAUGAUGGACAGUAGGCUCCUAGAGCAUCCUCAUGCCCAGUUUGGAGGCUCCAUGAGUGGCAUGGUUGGCUUCCCUUACCCCCUCGGCCACCACCAUGUGUACGAGUUAGCCAGUCACCAGCUGCAGUCCGCGGCCGCCGUGCCCUUCUCCAUAGACGGAUUACUCAAUGGGUCCUGCUCUGCAUCUGUGGUCAACCCGACCCCCCUGCUCCCCUCUGGAUGUGGGAUGAAUGGAGACAGUCAGCAGUACAAGUUAUCAGACUCCAGUGACCCGGAUAAGGAGAGCCCAGGGUGCAAAAGGAGGAGAACCAGGACCAAUUUUACUGGAUGGCAACUGGAGGAGCUGGAGAAAGCCUUCAAUGAAAGCCACUACCCAGAUGUGUUCAUGAGAGAAGCCCUGGCACUGAGACUGGAUCUGGUGGAAUCGAGAGUUCAGGUUUGGUUCCAAAAUCGCAGAGCAAAGUGGAGAAAGAAAGAGAACACCAAGAAAGGGCCUGGAAGGCCGGCCCAUAACUCCCACCCGACCACCUGCAGUGGGGAGCCCAUGGACCCCGAGGAAAUAGCCAGGAAGGAGCUGGAGAAGAUGGAGAAGAAGAAGAGGAAGCAGGAGAAGAAGCUGCUGAGGAGCCAGUCCCGUCACCAGCACUCCCCAUCCAUGUCCCUCCACACCCCAAGUUCUGACAGUGACAGUGGUCUCUCCCAGACUCAGGACUCCAUGGAGCCCACUCUACCAGACACCAGGAACCAAACGCCAAGCUGUGACCCAACAGGACAAGCCUUCUACCAAAGAAACACAGGACAAAAAGACAGGGUGAACGACAAAGACUCAUCUCCAGAGGCCCACCACAACUCAGGCUUGUGUUCUAAUGGAAGGGGGUCUGCCUUCCAGAAACUUAACCCCUUCAGUGUGGAAAGUUUACUGUCAGACUCCCCUCCCAGGAGGAAAGCAGGGGUGGACUACCCGAGUCUGUCUGGGCCCAGGACCUUGAUUGGCAAGGGUCACUUUCUCCUCUACCCCAUCACCCAACCUCUUGGCUUCAUUGUGCCACAGACUUCUAUUAAAAACAGUUCAGCCCAGGAAACUAAUCCAAACUUGGGUCAAAGAGACUCGAAUCACAACAAUACCAACUCAAGUCAACCCAAUCAGAGUACCUCCCCGAAACACACACAGCUGUACCCCGGGAACAGUACGAACUCCACACAGACCAACCUCCCCAUAUGCAAGACUGAAGGUCUUGUCCCGAUGGGGGUUUCUCCUUGCCAUGCCCAGGCUUCUUCAGGGGACACAGGGACUGGUCAGCCGCAGGACAGCACUUUUUCAGAACCAAAGUCUCCUAUGUCUCCAACCUCUGGAGAACCCCAACCCAGAGACACAUCAGACUGUCCAGACCCCGCACCCCUUUCCUGCACCCCCAAACCAAGCAUAGACUGUGAAGACGUAGACAUGGAUUAACCCCCACCCCCCCUUCACUAUAACAACAACCCCUCAAAGACUCUACAGACUUCGGUACAUUCCCAAAGCUGAACCCACAAAUCACAAACGGUUCUGUCCUCACCCUGUAGAACAAACCUUUAAGAAUCAGGUGCAAUUCUAUCUUAUUUAGCACAGUUUAACUUUAUAGGAAUAAUAAUAAUAAUAAUAAUAAAAAAGCUGUAAUAAAUAAAAAUAAUAAUAAUACUAAAAAUAAUAAUAACAACAACAACAACAACAACAAUAAAUCCAAAACAGACCGUAAAAAGCAACGAGAAUCCUCAGUCUUGUAAAAUGCAGAAAUGUAUAAAAAAAUAUUUAUAUAAAUAUAUAUAUGUAAAACUUUUUUUUUUGUUUU
This is a messenger RNA of Hyla sarda, 2093 nucleotides long. RefSeq names its product UNC homeobox (gene UNCX). Lineage: Eukaryota; Metazoa; Chordata; Amphibia; Anura; Hylidae. The transcript has 3 exons. Gene Ontology annotation, molecular function: DNA-binding transcription factor activity, RNA polymerase II-specific; sequence-specific double-stranded DNA binding. The record is from RefSeq and is a predicted model, not a curated record. The coding region runs from base 266 to 1717 and encodes 483 amino acids. Gene Ontology annotation, biological process: regulation of DNA-templated transcription.